AUGAGUCCACCGGUCAUCACGACGCUUGACCGUACCGACGCGCCUCCAGCUACCUCGACCUUUUCCAGCCUAUCGGUCACGGCGAUCCCUUCAGUCAACCCAAGCGUAUAUUUGUUGCAAACAGCAGGACAAGUUGGUACACCACCGCCAACCACGCCGCCAUCACCCAUACCCACGUCAUUCCGGGAGCAGGCAGAGAAUGCGUUCGCCAAUGUGGCUGCGUGUCUGGCGCUGAAGAGUGCGACACCCCGCGACAUCACAAAAAUUAGCAUAUUCGUUGUCGACCUUGAACCAUCCAUGCGGGGAGCUCUGAUCGAGGUGAUUCAGAACUUUUUCAGGGGCGAAGGAGACGACGCGCCGCAUAAGCCGCCGAGCUCGCUCAUCGGCGUCGCGCGCCUCGCGUCCAGCGAAUUUCUAAUUGAAGUCGAGGCCACUGCUGUUGUUGCGGUUGCAUAA
Talaromyces atroroseus is the source of this 456-nucleotide messenger RNA. RefSeq lists its product as hypothetical. Bases 1 to 456 code for a protein of 151 amino acids. The record is from RefSeq and is a predicted model, not a curated record. The transcript has a single exon. NCBI's taxonomy places the organism in Eukaryota, Fungi, Ascomycota, Eurotiomycetes, Eurotiales, Trichocomaceae.